CGCACUGUCAACGAACUACACUUCGAUAAGGACAACAUCCUGCUAUGCGAAAAGUCUGUUAUGGAUGCCUACGAUCGUUUAGAGGACCUUGCAAAUGAACGAAGCGACUGCCUUCAAGACACAUUGGCAUGGCACGAAUUCGAUCACAAAUGCAACAUCCUCAGGCAGUGGAUGCAAAAGAAGCGAACACUAGAUGAGAUCACAGCCACGUACCCACUACUCGCUGAAGUCGAAGAACUCGCCGACAUUCUCACGGGCAAAGUUCCUUGCAAAAAAAGGAAGAUUUACCAGCGAAAUGACGGGCCUCUUUACUACAAAAACUUGGCUGAAAUCACCUUGAAGGAAAUUCGGCACAACUGGAAAAAACUGGACAAACUAAAACGUGCCGAGGAAAUGAAGAGAGCUUCAGGUGACAGUGGACUGGGCUUUACUAUACCCAAAACUGUUGUUUCUAUUGGUAGCACCAGCCUCUUUGACAAGAAGGCAGAUACCCUCGAACUACUGCUCGGCGAUCGCAUCGGUCAACUUCAGUUAAUGGAUAGUUACGGAAAAGAUCCACCUACUAACGAAGCAAUUCAGCGACAAGUCAAGGGAAUUAAAAUGGAGGUACCAACCCUAGAGGAACGAAUGCGGGAACUUCAGGUGCUGGCAGACAGCAUUACCAAAAACAACCCUAAACAAGCUGGACCCGUGCAGAGCCGCAUGAACCAGAUAGAUCAAUUGUGGAAGGAAUUGAAGAACCUCCUCAAGGAAAGGGGUGAUAAGGCCGCUGAAACAGCCGACACACUGGAACUACAAGAACGUCUGCAAGAUCUGUCUCGCAAGUUGGACGAUGCCGACGAGCAGAUUCAGCACAUGAAGGAGAGCGACCAGAGGCGCAUCGCUCCAAAGGACGCCAACGCGCUGGAGUGUCUGCUCCCUUCCGACAGCCUUCAAGACGCAGCACGCAAGGCGGACGAUCUUGACGAGGCACUGAAUUUGUAUGACAGAGAGGCAGAAGCUCUGUGUAUGCGGGCCAAUGAUUUGCCACCUGAAUGCAAAAGCAAAAAUGAUAUGUGUCAGGCUGCUGAAGGACUCACCAUGCGGAACGAGGGUUUGAAAAGAGACCUGGCGAAUCGCAAGCGUUCAAUUAACGAUGCUCUGGCGGCGCAGGCACUGAAAGACAAUUUGAACAAAAUCGAGGCUCGAAUCAAGGAAGAUUCUGUCCGACUGGAUAUGACUGAACCAUUGCUCUCUGCAGAUGAUGUUGACCGAGAAAAGCGUCGUGUUGCUGCUAUAAAACUUGACUUGGAACGGAACAAAGCCGCUAUCGAUGCUGUUGAGGAGAAGAUAAAAGCACCUGACAUGUCCAAAAAGUACGCUGAUCCGUUGGCGGCAAAUUGCGAGCGCUUACGUGGUAAAGCCGAUCGUGCCUUAAAACGAGCUGCCAAGCGGGAUGAAGGAUUGGAAGAUGGUCUCAAUCGAGUGCGAUUCCACGAUGAAGUCGGUGAUCUGGACGACUGGCUGGGCGAAAAGCAGGCCACCGUGCAAAACAUACGAGACUUCGUGGAGAAGUGUCCCGACGACGCCAUGCCGCUGCCACAGAUUCGCCAACGCAUGGCCCAGCUACAGGCGGUUAACGCGGAAGUGAACGCUAACGAACCAAAAGACAUUAAUGAUACACAGAGCAAAUUAGAUCGGGCUGUUGCCGUUGCCGACCUUCACACAAUGCCCCUGCUUGCUCCUGUUGUCGUCCAACCAGUCAGAGCCGAGGUGGCCUAUGCAGCAGCUCCAGGUUAUGGUGACGAACCGUCCGCCGGUGCGGGCAUCCCCCGCAAUCUCGCGGAGGCCCUUGCAGCUCUGAAAAAAGCACAGGUUUGUCACGCAAAGCAGCCAAUACACUUAUUCCUCUAUGCGCCUAUUAGGGUCCGUUGA
Messenger RNA from Dibothriocephalus latus, 1914 nucleotides. NCBI's taxonomy places the organism in Eukaryota, Metazoa, Platyhelminthes, Cestoda, Diphyllobothriidea, Diphyllobothriidae. The record is from the annotation of a GenBank genome assembly.